This is a messenger RNA of Neltuma alba, 2199 nucleotides long. RefSeq names its product BAG-associated GRAM protein 1. The record is from RefSeq and is a predicted model, not a curated record. The transcript is spliced from 18 exons. The coding region runs from base 185 to 1942 and encodes 585 amino acids. Lineage: Eukaryota; Viridiplantae; Streptophyta; Magnoliopsida; Fabales; Fabaceae.
UAGCAAAUGCCGCUCUUUGACGCACUCUCGCGCUUCAACGGUCCAACUUUGACUCUCUUCCUCGUUCGGUUUCUGGCCCUCUUCAACUUCAGCAAUCCGGCAUGGCCUUCCCAAAUCCCCUAAACCCUAGAAGUGCACCGCUGAAACCCUGCAGUUCUUGAUCAGUCAUCUCCAUUGUGAGAUUAUGAGCCCCCAUAUGAUGGAUUUGGCCCUGGAUUUCCUGGUUCCGUCUUUGUGGGAGGUCAAAGUCACAGUGGCCACCUCCAUGUUUGUGAUAAUCGCCUAUUGGUUUUUCACGUACAGAACUGGAGACUUGGAUGUUGAUCGAGUACUUGUUGACAAUUCCGCGGAUGCUUCUGACGACAAAGACAAGAUGGUCCAGUUUAGAGGAGAUUCUCAGACCAAUUCGGCAUAUUUGAUUAAGUUGGAACUUUUGGCUGCUAAGAAUCUUAUUGGUGCAAAUUUAAAUGGCACGUCAGAUCCUUAUGCUAUCAUCACAUGUGGCAAUGAGAAGCGCUUCAGUUCCAUGGUUCCUGGUUCAAGAAAUCCUAUGUGGGGUGAGGGAUUCAAUUUCUCUGUUGAUGAACUUCCUGUCCAGAUUAAUAUCACCAUAUAUGAUUGGGAUAUUAUUUGGAAAAGUGCUGUUCUAGGUUCAGUGACUGUUCCAGUUGAAAGCGAAGGUCAAACUGGUGCAGUAUGGUAUACAUUAGAUAGCCCAUCAGGGCAGGUUUGCCUUCACAUCAAAACAAGAAAACUGUCUGCAAAUUCUUCCAGGAUGAAUGGCUAUGUCGGAGUCAGCACUCGAAGAAGGAUGCCUACAGAAAAGCAAGGGCCAACGGUUGUUCAUCAAAAGCCAGGGCCUCUCCAGACAAUAUUUAAUCUUCUUCCGGAUGAGGUUGUUGAACAUAGUUACUCUUGUGCACUUGAGAGGUCAUUUUUGUAUCAUGGUCGUAUGUAUGUCUCAGCGUGGCAUAUUUGCUUCCAUUCUAAUGUGUUCUCCAAGCAAAUGAAGGUGGUUAUUCCAUUUGAGGAUAUAGAUGAGAUUCGAAGGAGUCAGCAUGCAUUUAUUAAUCCUUCUAUAACAAUUAUUCUUCGUAUGGGUGCGGGUGGACAUGGUGUGCCUCCUUUGGGAAGUCCUGAUGGCAGAGUAAGAUACAAAUUUGCAUCAUUUUGGAAUAGGAAUCAUACAUUUAGAAAUUUACAACGUGCAGCAAAGACUUUCCGUGAAAUGCUGGAAGCUGAGAAGAAGGAAAAUGCAGAGUCAGAAUUGCGUGCACAUAGCAGUUCUGUUAGGGGAAAUAAGAUACCAGAUAAGGUUCCUGAAGAAAAAAUGGGAAAAACUGGAACGUCUCAACCUUUUGUCAAAGAAGAGGCUUUAGUUGGUAUAUAUAAUGAUGUUUUCCCUUCCAAGGCUGAGCAGUUCUUUAACUUGUUAUUUAACAAUGAUUCAAAAUUUACAAGCGAGUAUCGUUCAGUACGAAAGGAUACUAAUCUAGUGAUGGGACAGUGGCAUACAGCAGAUGAAUACGAUGGUCAGGUCAGAGAGAUAACCUUCAGAACCCUUUGUAACAGUCCUAUGUGCCCUCCAGACACUGCCAUGACAGAGUGGCAACAUGUUGUUCUAUCGCCAGACAAGAAAAAAUUGGUGUUUGAAACCGUCCAACAGGCACAUGAUGUACCAUUUGGGUCCUAUUUUGAGGUGCAUUGUAAAUGGAGUUUGGAGGCGAUUAAUGAAAGUUCAAGUACGUUGGACAUAAAAGUGGGUGCGCACUUUAAGAAAUGGUGUGUGAUGCAAUCUAAAAUCAAGGCUGGGGCAAUCAAUGAGUACAAGAAAGAAGUUGAUGUCAUGUUAGAAGUUGCCCGAUCUUAUGUAAACAACAACGCUUCUGGUGGUGAGAUUGACACGGCGGUUUCAACCCCCGCAACUUCUGACAACUCCUGAAGUUUCUGGCUGCUUCGGAUCAGGAUUUCUUUCUGUGUAAUAUUGUAACGCCCCCCACCCCCAACAAAAAAAAAAAAAAACUUUUCACUUGCUGAGCCCCAGAAGUAAAUGUGGUGGCGGUAGGUUUGUCUCGUGUAUCUUCUCCUUCAGUACUUUCAGGAUGUCAUCACAAAGGAUCCUGGUGUUUCCACGUUACGUGAACGCUUUUAUGGAAUUUUGAUGUUCUGGUUGUUCAUGUGUUUAAAUGUUUUAUCCAA